Habropoda laboriosa is the source of this 1184-nucleotide messenger RNA. It is a transcript of the gene nudE, whose product is annotated as nuclear distribution protein nudE-like 1-B. Gene Ontology annotation, molecular function: microtubule binding. Lineage: Eukaryota; Metazoa; Arthropoda; Insecta; Hymenoptera; Apidae. The record is from RefSeq and is a predicted model, not a curated record. Gene Ontology annotation, biological process: chromosome segregation; microtubule nucleation; establishment of mitotic spindle orientation. The coding region runs from base 144 to 1100 and encodes 318 amino acids. Gene Ontology annotation, cellular component: kinesin complex; centrosome; kinetochore. The transcript has 8 exons.
AGUAGGUUAGAUUGACGUCGCGUUAAUCGUUCACGGAUGCUCUGGAUGCCAUUGUGUCAUUAAUGAAAUAGAAUAAUUUGUAGCUGUGAUUAACUUUCGAGACGACUUAUUAAGGAUUUAGGUAAAAUUAAGAUAUUGCUGGAAUGAUGGACAUUGAUCCUCCAAAGUUUGUUUCUAAAGACGAUGAAAUUCAAUAUUGGAUGGAUCUUGCUCAUCAGAUACAUAGAAGGAAAGAGGAUAUAGAAAGAGAAUUAGAGGAGUUUCAAGAAAAUUCACAAUUAUUAGAGAAGGAAUUGGAAGCAUCAUUAGAACAAGCAGAAAAAGCUAACAGAGAAUUACGACAACGAAAUACAAGACUAGCCACUGAGGUGGAACAAUUACGAACAAGAUUAGACCAACAAACUACAGAUUGUGUAAUGUUCCAAGGCAAAGCUCAAGAGUUGCAGACACAACAUGAUCAUUUAGUAAAAUAUAUAAGAGAAUUAGAACAAAAAAAUGACGAUUUGGAAAGAGCUCAUAGAAUAAAUGGAGUAACAGAAGAAGAAAUAAAAGCUAAACUUAAUUCUGCCAUAGAAAAGAUUGCUUUGUUAGAAUUAGAAAUUGAUGAAAUAGAAGCUCUAAAAGUUAUAGUACAGAGAUUAAUGGACGAAAAUAGAGACUUAAAACAGGAAAUUCAAGUUCAAGAAAGGCAUCAACCAGACAAUGAUAAAUCAGCUGAUCGAGUUCGUAACCAUGUUGAUAGUAAUAAACUACAAGUUGAAUUGGAAACACACAUGCCACCUAAUAGUCCAAUAGUACCACAAUCUAUACCUACAAAUAAUACAGCAACUUCACCAUUAAAAAUUGGAAACAGAGUUGUAACUGGGGGUGUAACUGGAAACAACAAUAAUAAUAAUGUGAAUUCAUCAUUGACACCAUGCACAAGAAUAUUAGCAAUGAAUAUGAUUGGUGACCUUAUGAGGAAAGUUGGUGCAUUGGAGAAUAAGUUAAACACAUGUCAAAAUUCAUCACGAGAAGAUCAAGCCGUCCGUGAUCUCUACAGGACUAGACGGCACGUUCGAGGUUUUGCCUCUGCCAACAGCAACCACAUUCAAUUAUAAACAACGGGUAAUAUUCCAACAAUAAAUUUUGUGCACUACACUCCUCCAUGUCUCUUAAUUCUUCUUACUCUAAUUUAAAUCUCA